This is a messenger RNA of Nicotiana attenuata, 1025 nucleotides long. RefSeq lists its product as uncharacterized. NCBI's taxonomy places the organism in Eukaryota, Viridiplantae, Streptophyta, Magnoliopsida, Solanales, Solanaceae. The coding region runs from base 112 to 729 and encodes 205 amino acids. The record is from RefSeq and is a predicted model, not a curated record. The transcript has a single exon.
UCUUUAAAAGGCUGGUCACCGCCUCAUUUGCAGCCACAACAUCUUCCACAUUAUACUUGUCUUCCUCCUCCAUCCAAUUACGUAAACGUAGUAUAUAGCAUACAUACAUAGAUGGGUGCUUGUUUGUCUUCCUCUUCCGUCAUCGAUGCAAAAGAUCAGAAGCCCUCCUCCGCCUACGUGAUCUCAGCCAACGGAGAGCUCCGUCAAUAUACAGUUCCCAUCAACGUCUCUCAAGUUCUUCAGUCUGAGAUGCCUUCUGAUGCUUCCUUCAUCUGCAAUUCCGACCGCCUUUACUUCGACGAUUUCAUACCUCGUUUGGAUUCUGAAUACCAGCUUCAGCCCGGUCAGAUCUAUUUCGUGCUCCCUACUUCCAAGCUUCAGUAUCGCUUGAGUGCGUCUGAAAUGGCAGCUCUUGCCGUUAAAGCAAGCGCUGCUCUCGAGGACCUCAACAAAAACAACCGUCGCCAUUCUAAGAAGUUUAUAAGGAAGAAUAAGAAGAGCAAUUCUCGGAUUUCACCAAUGCUUCUCCAAGUGGAAGAUGAAUCUCGAGAUAAUUAUACUCAAAGUCAAAGCAAUUAUAGGGCUCCGUCCAUGGGGCUUGGCGUUUCCAUGAGAUCUGCUUCUGUCAGAAAAUUGCAACGAAUAUCUUCGCGGCGGGCAAAGAUGGCUGUGCGCUCCUUCAGGAAGCUUAUGACUAUUCAAGAAGGAUCCGUUCUCUUGUUUACUUAACUAAUUAAUUACUUCAUUAUUUUGUUCUUUUGACGGGAGCGUGAAGGAGAGAGGUUAAUUUCUUCUCGAGUUGAAGGGCUUUCUCCUCAUUUUCACUUUUCAUGGGCAGUAACAUGCUAUAGGUUGUAACAUGCCCUCAUCUUCUCUCGCUCUCGGCAUGUAAAUAAAAAUAUGCGGGAGUUGCAGAGCAUAAGAUCAAAUUCAGCUGUUUGUAAACUUAGUAAUUAACCUUUUUGUGCAAUAUAAUUCCCUAUUUUCUUGUGAACUGAAAUAGUAAAUCAUCAAAAUUAAACUCA